UAUCCGGAGGUGGAGGCACUGCAACCGGAAGUAGGUAGCGUUUCCAAGAUGGCGACUCCCUAUGUUACGGAUGAAACCGGAAAAUACAUCGCCUCCACACAACGCCCAGAUGGAACCUGGAGGAAACAAAGGAGGGUGAAGGAAGGCUAUGUUCCUCAAGAAGAGGUGCCCGUGUAUGAGAAUAAGUAUGUGAAAUUCUUCAAAAGCAAGCCAGAACUUCCUCCAGGACUGAAUCCUGAGGUCAGCACUCCGACAACAAAGCAAGUUUCAAAGGGACUGGAGACGAGUGAAACAGGACUCUCCAAGACAGCCAAGAGGAACCUAAAACGCAAGGAGAAGAGGAAGCAGCAGCAAGAGAAAGGGGAACGAGAUACAGAUGACCUGAUCCACUCCUUGGAGAAAACGACCUUGUCAGCGAUGCCGGGCAACAGCGGGGAUGGCAAAAUGUCUGUUCCCGCUGGCAGCACAAGACCCCCUGCAGGCGGCACUAAUGCCUCUGCUGUUGCUGCUGCUGCUGCCGCCACCUCAGAGAAGAACAAGAAAAUCAAGAACGUGAAAAAGAAACUGCGGCAGGUGGAGGAGUUGCAGGCACGGAUUGACUCUGGGGAGAUCAAGCAACCAACCAAAGAGCAAUUGGACAAGCUGGCUCGAAGGAAAGCUUUGGAAGAGGAACUCGAGGACCUGGAAUUAGAUUUGUAAGGGGCUGGAAUUUCAAGCGGACAUAAUGUGCAUAGGAACAAACCGUCCCCUGGAGAGCAUUCUGAGAACUGUGCAACACAGAGACCAGAAGAUGUUGUCUUCAGACUCUUCCUUUUUACCUUUUAUUUUAUUUUAUGUUGGGUGCUGUCUGAAUUUUUAAAGGUGUUUCUCCCAUCUAUUGAUGUUAGAUACUCGAGACUCUGAAGAAAUACUUUGCCAGCUGUCUAAGUCCUUUUCUAGAUUUCUCCUCCCCCAUCUCCAUUGCAGUGGGUAGCUGGGAGAUGGCAUUUGACACAGUGGGGCUGACUUUCAUAGUGGGUGGAGUGUUCCCUAUCCUUUCCCCUGCCCUUGUAUGAUAUACACCACCUUCAUGUUCUCUGUAGUGGUCACUCCACCUUCCACCUUCUUUUCUUCCUACUCAUUUUUAAAAAGGAUGCAAUAAUAAAAAUUGCAGUAGUAA
Pogona vitticeps (central bearded dragon) is the source of this 1159-nucleotide messenger RNA. It is a transcript of the gene PYM1, whose product is annotated as PYM1 exon junction complex associated factor. Gene Ontology annotation, biological process: exon-exon junction complex disassembly. The record is from RefSeq and is a predicted model, not a curated record. Gene Ontology annotation, cellular component: cytoplasm; exon-exon junction complex. Gene Ontology annotation, molecular function: RNA binding. Lineage: Eukaryota; Metazoa; Chordata; Lepidosauria; Squamata; Agamidae.